Molecule: messenger RNA, 2136 nt
Organism: Pseudovirgaria hyperparasitica
Lineage: Eukaryota; Fungi; Ascomycota; Dothideomycetes; Acrospermales; Acrospermaceae
Product: STE-domain-containing protein
Exons: 5
Coding region: 1-2136 (711 amino acids)
Biological process (GO): sexual reproduction; regulation of DNA-templated transcription
Cellular component (GO): Tec1p-Ste12p-Dig1p complex; nucleus; Ste12p-Dig1p-Dig2p complex
Molecular function (GO): DNA-binding transcription factor activity
Source: RefSeq, a predicted model, not a curated record
AUGUACUCCAGCUCUCAUGCUCAGAUGGCUCCGCCCCAGCAGCGCUCCGUUGCUCCUGAAACCUUUCUAUUAGAUCAGGACGCGCAACAAAGCCUGCCGCCAGACUCGAUUGUAGCGCUCCAGCAGGUCGAUAAUUUAAAAUACUUUCUCAUAUCUGCGCCUGUCGACUGGCAACCCGAUCAAUACAUUCGCAGGUUUCUGCUACCCACGGGCGAAUAUGUCUCGUGUGUGCUGUGGAACAACCUCUUCCACAUCUCCGGCACCGAUAUUGUCCGCUGUCUUUCCUUUCGCUUCCAGGCUUUUGGUCGUCCUGUGAAGAACUCCAAGAAGUUCGAGGAAGGUAUCUUUUCGGAUCUGCGCAAUCUCAAGUCGGGCACGGAUGCGUCGCUGGAGGAGCCAAAGAGCGCGUUCCUUGAUUUCCUGUACAAGAACAACUGCAUUCGUACCCAGAAGAAGCAGAAGGUCUUUUACUGGUAUAGUGUGCCCCAUGACAGGCUGUUCCUAGACGCGCUUGAGCGUGAUUUGAAGCGGGAGAAGAUGGGGCAGGAGGCCACCACCAUGGCCGUCAGCGAGCCGGCCCUGUCCUUUGAGUUUGACUCGUCGCAGUCGCUGUUUGAGCAAUUGACAAAGGCACAACAGACAAACUCCUCCUCCUUCAACAGCAACAACAAUACCAGCAGUGUUCAGAACUAUUCGCACUCGACCUCUCCAGUCAUGCGCGCCAUCGACUCCAUGCCCCCGCCUCAGAUGAUGCCACAGAGCCUGCCCCCAGCCGUCUCUGCUGACGACUCGUUGAACCACAUGGCUGCCUUCAAUCACCACCACAUGGCCAUGCCCGCCUCCAGCAUGGCCAACCCUGCGCACACCAUCAUCAAGAGUCGGGAGCGCGAAUACACCCCAAGUGCUGGUCAGUUUGACCGCAAUGGUAUCCCCAUCUCUCAGGUCCACCAGCGCCAUAGCUCAAUGCCUGCAUACAUGGAAUACUCCCCUGCCCCCUCCUUUGUGUCCUCACACUACGAUGACUAUAGCAAUCGUGGUCUCUCCUUUGAGCCAAUCACCCCUCCCCAGCAGCACAUGGGCAUGGGCACUGAGCCUGCCUACAUUGCCAAUGAAGAGACUGGUCUCUACACGGCCAUCCCGGACAUGGGUGUCUCGCACAGCUUCAAUCCGUUAAUGCAACUUCCCCCCUCAAACCUGUCUGGGCCCCAAUUCCCCAGCAUGUCCAGACCCUUCCCUUCAGGCAAUGUCUACAACGUUAUUGAAGGCUCACCCACCUACAAGCAGAGGCGGCGCAGAUCCUCCAUUUCCGCCAGCGCCGUUGCCGCCGCUGCCGUCACUGCGACCGGUGGUGGUGGUGGCGCACAGUCACACACAGUCCACCGACCCAGUGAAUUGCGUAGAUCAAUGUCUGCUUCUGUCGCUCCUGUCCCGGAGACUGACGAGUCUGCACAAAACUCGCCACAGAGCGCUGCAGUGGCCCAGAUCCCGAAUGCCGCCGACUACCACAACAACCACGUCAACUCGCACAAAGUUGACGUUCAGGCCUCCCGACAUGGAACUCCUCUGGCAACCAUUGAAGGCAGUCCUGUGCAGCAACCGGCCAUGCUCGCCCACGAAGACUUUGGCAACAUGACGACGACGACACACAGCGACUACGAGCCGAUGCAACACAACAUGGCUCGCAAUCCCGCUCCGGGGGGAAUCUACCGACGCGCGCGCAGUGCCACCAUGAUGGAGCUUGGACCGUAUCCCCAGAAGUCGCAUUCAUGCCCAAUUCCCACCUGUGGUCGAUUGUUCAGGCGAUUGGAGCACCUCAAGAGGCACGUGAGGACCCACACCCAAGAACGACCAUACGUUUGCUCUCUCUGCAACAAGGCCUUUUCGCGCUCUGACAAUCUCGCACAACAUCGCCGCACCCAUGAGCCACGCCAAGAAGGCGACCCACUUCCCUUUGACGAAGAGGAUCUCGAGGGCGAAGAAGAGGGUCUCGGCUCUCUCGAGGAAGAAGAGUCGCCAGAACCUUCAAACGACUAUCUCCACCAUCUGUCCAUGCCGGCGGCUAUUUCGGAUAUUCCUGGCCCCAUGGGUAACGGAAUGCACGCGCCACACCAACUCAUCGCUGCGCACAACUACUAG